Molecule: messenger RNA, 1365 nt
Organism: Papilio machaon (common yellow swallowtail)
Lineage: Eukaryota; Metazoa; Arthropoda; Insecta; Lepidoptera; Papilionidae
Product: probable serine carboxypeptidase CPVL
Exons: 8
Biological process (GO): proteolysis
Molecular function (GO): serine-type carboxypeptidase activity
Source: RefSeq, a predicted model, not a curated record
ACUUUUGCAGCUACGAUGUUGUAUUUGUAAUUUAUUCUUACAAUGAUGCUCGUGAUAGUGGUUCUUACUUUAGCCUUCAAGUAUAUCGAUAGCAGUGGUACAUAUAAAAACCAUGAAAAUCCUCUCAUUCUUACACCGUAUAUUGAAAGAGGUGAAGUGGAGAAAGCUAGAAGUUUAUCAAAAAAUGAUCCCACUGUAUAUAAAAACAUUAAAAGCUAUUCCGGCUUCAUCAAUGUAAACGAAACUGAAGAUUGGAAUCUAUUUUUCUGGUAUUUUCCUAACAAAAGACAAAUAUCGGAUCAAACACCGUGGAUAUUGUGGUUGCAAGGUGGCCCAGGGAUGUCAUCUCUCUACGGACUAUUCAGAGAAAUUGGACCUUUAACGUUAAAUAACGGCAAAGUUGGAAUGAUGCCAGUAACUUGGGCUAGUGAUUACUCACUGCUGUUUAUUGAUAACCCCGCCGGUUCCGGCUUUAGUUUCUCACGACGAAAGCGAUACCCUAAUAAUCAAGAUGAGAUCGGCAAAAGUCUUCUGAUCUUCAUGCAGCAGUUCGUCCAAGUAUUUCCAGAAUUAAAAGAAGCACCUCUGUUUAUUGCCGGGGAAGAAUACGGCGGGAAAUAUGUAGUAGGAAUGGCACAUUACAUACAUCAUGAUGAAAUGUUCUCAUCCACUAUUAAUUUGAAGGGUUUAAUAAUCGGUGAUGGCUGGAUCGAUCCACCCAAUUUACUCCAUUACUCUAAAUGGGCUUUACAACUUGGUCUCGUCGAUCAUCAGCAAGCCGUAAAGAUAAGAGAAGCGGAGGACAUGGCCAGGAUGUACUGGGGGCAACAAAAUACAUACGACUAUGCUGGAAAAGCGAAAAUGGCGUACAAUAUGUUGAAAAUAUUCGCACCAUUCGACGAUCUAAACUAUUUAAAAGACGAUACGGAACACUGGGACCAAGAAAUUAUCAAAUUUCUCAACCAAGAUAAAGUCAAAAAGGUAUUACACGUGGGCGAUAUAUGCUUCGAUUUCAUCAAUUACGGCUCUCAGAGCAAAUUAUAUGAAGAAAUUUAUUUGUCAGUGAAACCGUGGUUAGAGGAACUAUUAGAGCACUAUGGAGUCCUAUGUUACAGUGGACAACUGGACAUGCUUAUGGCAUAUGCUUUGUUGGUGGAGUCAUAUAGAAACCUGGAUUGGUCUGGCCAUGAAGCAUAUCUCAAAGCAAGCAGGGAACCGAUUUUCGGUCGGGACCACACCGUUAACGGGUAUAUCAAGAUGGCGGGCAAUUUCAUGGAAAUAAUGGUUCGGGGUGCAGGGCAACAUGUUCCUGCAGACAAUCCGAUAGUAGCAAAACAGGCUAUAGAUAUAUUUAUAGAAAAAAAU